GGUUGAUAUCAUUUCAAACAUGUAACGUACGUUUUUGUGUGUUUUGAAUGCCGCAGAGGCAGAGACGGCUGAUAUUUUGGAUGAUCAACACUCAUAGGCUCUGCUGUUUCGUUGACAUGCCUUUUAAAAGAUUUUAAUGUUUAUCAAUUUUUAACUUUUCUGACAUUGUUUUAACCAUUUUAUGUAAUAUAGAUAGUCGUAAAUAUUUUACCUUCAAUCGAUUUUGUUUCGCGAGUGAUUAGAUUUUAUUUAUCCAACAUGACUUCCAUCGAACCCAAGGAAGCUGAUCCAGAAAUACCCGAUAUUAUUGUGGAUAAUACAACUGGUACAACUUAUAUGAAAGGAAGGUUCUUUGGAAAGGGUGGCUUUGCAAAAUGUUACGAAAUAACAGACACAAAAACAAACAAGGUUUUCGCCGGCAAAAUUGUUUCCAAGAAACUUUUGUUGAAAAGCAAUCAGAAAGAGAAAAUGAUGCAGGAAAUAGAAAUACAUCGCAGUCUGCAUCAUGAUAACAUUGUUCAGUUCUACGGGUUCUUUGACGAUCAGAAUUUUGUAUAUAUUGUGCUGGAAUUGUGUAGGAAACGUUCAAUGAUGGAACUUCAUAGGCGUAGAAAAACACUGACAGAGCCUGAAGUACGUUACUACAUGAGGCAACUGAUGCUCGGAGUGCUCUAUCUCCAUGAAAAGAACAUCAUUCAUCGAGAUUUGAAGUUGGGAAAUUUGUUCCUGAACGACGAUGUUCAGGUGAAGAUUGGAGACUUGGGCCUGGCCGCCCGUAUUGAAUACAGAGGUCAACGAAAACGAACACUGUGCGGUACUCCGAAUUAUAUUGCUCCUGAAAUUCUGAACAAGAAAGGCCACAGUUUUGAAGUCGAUGUCUGGUCAAUGGGAUGUAUCAUGUACACACUACUGGUGGGCAAGCCGCCAUUCGAGACAAAAUCGUUGAAAGACACUUACGGCAAGAUCAAGCGCUGUGAGUACCGAAUCCCGACCCAUCUGCGCAGGUCACAGCAGGCCGUUCAUAUGAUCAUGGCCAUGCUACAGGGUGAACCCAGCAAGCGGCCCAGUGUCAAAGAACUGCUCAACCAUCCUUUCUUCUCCUGCGGCUACAUGCCAUCCAGUUUGCCAGUGUCCUGUCUAACGAUGACUCCCAGAUUUGAUGUGAUUGAGAAUGAAGACUCGCUACACAGGAAGCCCCUCACUGAACUCAACUCGGGCGCCAACCGUAUGACGACUCCGAACAAGGGCAAUAGUGGUUCGCCGAGCGUAGCGCGCAUGCCACCCCGCAACAUGCACGAGGAGCGACUGCAUCACAUGCAAAAGAUUCUCUGCCAACUGGUCAAGAUCAACCCGAAUGUUGUGCUUGACUCACCUGCUGAGGACCAGUCAGACCCGGCUCUGCAGCCGCUGUUCUGGGUGAGCAAGUGGGUGGACUACUCGGACAAGUAUGGCUUCGGCUACCAGCUGUGCGACGACAGUGUCGGUGUCAUCUUCAACGACUGCUCCAAGAUCGUUCUGCUGCAGGACCAACAGAACGUUCACUACUUUGAGCAGAACGGCAUCGAGUCGUACUACACGAAGACCAACACGCCCAGUCACCUGGAGAAGAAGAUGAAGCUGUUGUCGUACUUCCUGCGCUACAUGACUGAUCACCUGAUGAAGACGGGUGAAUCGGUGCAGAGGGACUGCGACCGGCUCAGUCGGAUCCCCUAUGUCACAUUCUGGCAUCGCUCCUCAAAAUGCGUGCUUAUGCUGCUCGCUAACGGCACGUUGCAGGUGAACUUCAUGGACCACAACAAGCUGAUCAUCUGCCCGCUGAUGCAGGCAGUGACGCACAUCAAUGAGGAGAAGCAGUUCCGCACCUACAGCUUGGAGACAAUCGAGCAGAAGGGCUGCAGUCGACAGCUGCUCGGCUGCAUCGACUAUGUACGCAAGAAGCUGCGAUCCCUCAUCAUCAUGGAGAACGACAAGAUCGGCCAUUAGUCUCCACUAAAUAACACUAAAACCUAAACAGACUAGAACAUUUGUUAGUACAUCCUUCAUUCCAAAGCUGCCCUGAGAAGAUAGCCUGUAACCUCCAUAGGCAUUUCAUGAAAUUCUCCUGCAAUCUGAGGAUUUUGGAAGAAGGUUUGCCUAUCAUGAAUGUGCCUUUGUUAUUGUAAAUAUGUUUGAAUGUAUGUUUCUGAAAUCAGUUUCUGAAUGUAUGUUUGAUAAAUGUUUCCGAAAAUUACUGUUGAUGCAUGAGGUGUAAAAAUGUGCUUCAAUUGUCACGAUAUUUAUUAUCUGUAAUUAGGAUGAAAGUAUAGGUUCCCUCCUGCUAAUAAUUGUAUUGAUAGAAAUUUUUGACUUGGUAUCCACAUGCCAAACCAGCUUGUAUUGAUCUCCCCAAUUAGUUGAUUAUCGAUUGAAUUUUAGCAAUUCAUCUUUAAUCUUUUCGUACUAAAAAUCUAUUCAUUUCUUUAUUUAUACCGCGCAUGAUAAAAUCCUGUAAGCUUGCACUCUAACUUUCUCUUGAAAUUUCGAAAAAAUCUUUAAAAUUCUUGAAUGAAAGUGUCUCAAAUGUGAUGAAGUUGAAGGUUCCAAUAUUGAAAUAGAUAAGUAUUAAUUGCCCCUUGAGUUGUUAUUUUUCUAUUAGAGUCGAUUUUUGAGAUAUAAUUUAAAUAUAAUUUUCUACCUUAAAACGUGUAAUGAAAUCGUUGAUAUGUGAUGAUAGUCUUAAAUUUAAGUCAACAUUUGUGAAAUUUUAUUAAAAUUGGACACAAAAUUGAUUUCCUAGUUUAAAUUCCGUUACGUGGGUUAAACUUUUGAGAAAUAUGAUCGAUAAUAAACCAAGUUUGUUAUCUCUAAUAAUUAUAAUAACAAUAUUGCUAUUGCUUGCCAAAAUUUGAUGGUUUACCAUGGUUGAAAGACUUGAAUAAAGAGGAUGAUUGAACCAUUAACUUCCCCCAAUUAAGUGUGAAAUAAAACAAAUUUAUCUAAUAUUAUUAUUGUUUGCUCCAGCUUUUUGAUUUCAUUGGUUUUUUAUAAGACUUGUCAUCGUGUACUAUUAGUACAAAAUAUUCGUGUUAAAACUAUUGUCUCCUGUAUCCCUACCACAGGAUUAUUAAAAAAAGUAUGUUUUAUCAACUCUGAAAUUACUGAUCAUGUAACAAAUAAAUUAUUUUUCCAAGUCCUUAAAUACUCUAAAGUAAAACAAUACUUAUAAAUUGUGUUCGGUAGUAGAGUUCAAAAUUCAAAUAGUUUCAAAAUUUGUUCAAAUUGACCAAAGUGUUCUUUGCAUUAUUUUAAACACUAUUUACAUUUUGUCAUAAUUAUACUAUCAUUCCUUUUAGUCUGCACAACUUUUUACUGUAAUAUUUUUUCUUUGAUUUACUUUUUAGAUAUUUUUUAUACACUUCUGUCAUUCUAUAUUAGACUGUUGUCUCUCUCUCAUUACGAUUUAUAUAACUUAUUAAUCACCUUGUUAUAUAAUUAUAAUUAUUACUUAAGUAUUGUAAUUCUGAUAUUGUUUUAAUUUUACUGAUGACUUAACGACAAUAUUAUUUACCCUAAUUUUUUGCUUUCAUAUUAGUUCGAUGCAAUGUAAAUGUUCUAUAAAUUAUAUAAAAUACAAAAUUAUUUUUGUCAUAGUUGUGUGAUUUAAGUUGAGUUUAAUGUGUGCUGUAUACUGUCAUGUAUUCUGACGUUACUUUACAUAAAAAAUUCAUAUCAAAUUGCAUUUGAAUCAUGCUCAAUAUUCAGUUGAUUUUUAUUGUUCUGAUAAAUUUCACAUCUUGAAUGUUUUGUAAAAUAUAUGACAAGAAAAUUGUAUUCUAUAGGCCUAUUCUUGUAAAAUGCAUUCAGUACCUAAUAAAGUUAUGCGAUUUCUAUAA
Molecule: messenger RNA, 3872 nt
Organism: Nilaparvata lugens (brown planthopper)
Lineage: Eukaryota; Metazoa; Arthropoda; Insecta; Hemiptera; Delphacidae
Gene: polo
Product: serine/threonine-protein kinase polo
Exons: 11
Coding region: 259-1983 (574 amino acids)
Biological process (GO): mitotic cell cycle; protein phosphorylation; regulation of cytokinesis
Cellular component (GO): spindle pole; nucleus; cytoplasm
Molecular function (GO): protein serine/threonine kinase activity; ATP binding; protein binding
Source: RefSeq, a predicted model, not a curated record